AUGGCUGCGGAUCAGUGUCAGUUUGACCAAACUUUCUCCUUCGCUCCUCUUCCUCUAAAGAAGUCGUCUUUACAGGAGAAAGACACGGCAGCAUUGUUGAUGAAAUGGUCGAUGUUGGGGAGGAUUUCAGCGCAGAGCUUCAGCUUUGACCAGAACUUUUACCACUACAACAGAGACAAGUUUGCUCUGUGUUUCUUCAAAGAUCCUGCUGUAGUUUCCACAUUGAGGAACGUGAAGGAUGGAGCCUGGAUGCCUCUUGAGACAGAGAUAGUGCAAGUUGAUGUGGAGCCUGUCCUGUGCACUAAAGUCUCCAUGGAUCUGUUUGACCCCCUCUACUCCUGUGGGAUCCUGACCUUCUCUGGACAUGUGGUGAAAUGCUUUCAUGACGUCUACCCUGACUAUGAUAAGCUCAGACAGAUGUUACAGGAGGAAGACUCUGAGCACUACUACGCUGUAGGGAGAGAGGAGCGAGGAGAGUUUCUGUUUCGACUGUUCAAGCACCUUUGUUUGGGAGGAGAGCUGUGUCAGUACGAGGACAACAUAGAUCCUUACAUUAGAACUACUAAACUUAUCUACAAAGACCUGAUCAGUGUCCAGAAGGAUCCAGAGUCAAAGAAGAUCAGUGUUGUCUCUACAGUCCUUAAAGUCUGGGCCCAUGAUGAUUCGGGCCGUUGUUACCCUGGAGGACAGGAGGAGGAGAGGACAUUUGCCUAUUUGAUUGUUGAUCCCUUUAAAAGGCAUGUGACUUUGUUUUACCACCACUACGGUGUGGGGGAAUUCUCUCGGUGACAACACAGGAGGGAAAAACCUGCAGGAAUUACAGCAUCCUGGUGGAUGUCUGGUGUCUGGAUCAACAUAUGAAUUCAGAGAGAGUUUGGAAUUAGUUCAUGGUGUGGGGUGCACAUUUUGUUUGAGUAAAAGAGGGAAAUAGAAAUAUAUUUAUUUUUUAUGUGUAUCAAUAAAAUGUGUU
Cheilinus undulatus (humphead wrasse) is the source of this 970-nucleotide messenger RNA. RefSeq names its product cilia and flagella associated protein 300 (gene cfap300). Lineage: Eukaryota; Metazoa; Chordata; Actinopteri; Labriformes; Labridae. The record is from RefSeq and is a predicted model, not a curated record. Bases 1 to 789 code for a protein of 262 amino acids. The transcript has 7 exons.